AUGCUUUGGAUCGGUGUUGAGGUGAGAGAAGCGAGCGCCUAUCACCACGGCGCAGCGCUCGGCCGUACCGCCAUGAAGGGAGUUUUUGGGGAGAGCCUGGAGCUCCUGAGGGCGGCCAUGAACUUCACGUACUCGGUGGUUACGCCAACGGACGGGCACUACGGCAAGUAGCUCAGCUCUGGUAACUGGUCCGGACUUGUGGGGGACUUGACGAGCGGUCGGGCGGACAUCGCUGUCUCUUAUUUGUCUAGGACCAAACCUAGGGACCGAGUGGUCGACUUCUCUCCUACCAUUGUCAACUUCAGGUACAGAAUAUUCGCUCAGAUACCCAGCGGAACAACGAAACUCUGGGCGGCGUUCUUGCGCUCGUUUGAUACUUCGCUGUGGUGGACAUAUCCUACAAUGCCAAAACACGCCAUCCUUCGCUGGCUGUUCCUGCUGAUCUACGUCCUGGAGAUGCUGUUGCUGGUGUCCUACUCUGCAACACUCACGCCCCUCCUGGCGGUCGCCGACACGUGUCUGUCCUUCAACUCCCUCGAGUCUCUCGCCGACAACGGCAAAUACAGACUUGAUGUCCUCACAGGAUCAAACAAUCAUGGACUCAUAAAUUGUAGCGAGCAGAAGUAUAUCCGUAGAACCAGGAGUAUCGGGGACAGUGGCAACAAAAGGCAGUUCUAUGGGUACAGAGGGCAAAUCAGCGGCCACCGAUCGCAGUUCAGUCGCAACCAAGGGCAGUUCAGUGGCAAGCGAAGUCAGUUCAGUUUCCUGCGAGGGCAGUUCAUUGGCCACCGAGGGCAGUUCAGUGGCCACCGCGGUCAGCUCAGCGGUCACCGCUGGCCAAGUUGA
Messenger RNA from Hyalella azteca, 846 nucleotides. Its product is annotated as probable glutamate receptor. The transcript is spliced from 5 exons. Lineage: Eukaryota; Metazoa; Arthropoda; Malacostraca; Amphipoda; Hyalellidae. Gene Ontology annotation, cellular component: membrane. The record is from RefSeq and is a predicted model, not a curated record. Gene Ontology annotation, molecular function: glutamate-gated receptor activity.